AUAUGAGAGAUUUGUAAUUUUUGUUUCAUCAUUUUAUACCUUAUAAUAAGAAGAAAAGAAUCAUACACACAAUGCUGGGGUCACCAUACAACCACACAGUAGAAAAUCCUGCCACCUUCUUCCUUGUGGGAAUUCCGGGUUUGCAGUCUUCACAUCUUUGGAUGGCUUUCUCACUGACUGUCAUGUACAUCAUCACCCUGCUAGGAAACACCCUCCUCGUGACUGUAAUCUGCAUGGAUUCCACUCUCCAUGAGCCUAUGUAUUGCUUCCUGUGCAUUCUGGCUGCUGUGGACAUUGUUAUGGCUUCCUCCGUGGUACCCAAGAUGCUGAAAAUCUUUUGCUCAGGAAAUGGCUCCAUCAGCUUCAAUGCUUGCUUUACUCAAAUGUAUUUUGUCCAUUCAGCCACGGCUAUAGAGACAGGGCUGCUGCUGGCCAUGGCUUUUGAUCGCUAUGUAGCCAUCUGCAAACCACUACAUUACAAGAGAAUUCUCACACCUAAAGUGGUGCUGAUAAUGAACAUGACCAUUGUGUUGGAAGGCAUUAUGGUUAUGACUCCAUUGAGUUGGAUGUUGAGUCAUUUACCAUUCUGUGGCUCCAGUGUGGUUCCCCAUUCUUACUGUGAGCACAUGGCUGUGGCCAAGCUGGCAUGUGCUGAUCCCAUGCCCAGCAAUCUCUAUAGUUUAAUUUCUACCUCCAUUAUUGUAGGUCCUGAUGUAACCUUCAUCGCUGCUUCCUACAUCUUGAUUCUCAGGGCAGUGUUCAAUCUUUCCUCAAAGAAUGCUCAGAAGAAGGCAUUAACCACAUGUGGCUCUCAUGUGGGUGUGAUGGUUCUAUUCUUUCUACCUGGAAUGUCAUCUCUCUAUGUAGCCUGGUUAGGGCAGGACACUGUGCCCUUGCACACUCAAGUGCUGUUAGCUGACUUGUACCUGGUUAUUCCACCCACUUUAAACCCCAUCAUUUAUGGUAUUAGGACUAAAGAAAUUCGUAAGAAAAUAUGGAAUUUGCCGAUGGUCUUUUAUCAAGUUUCAUGA
This is a messenger RNA of Cavia porcellus (domestic guinea pig), 1031 nucleotides long. RefSeq names its product olfactory receptor 52I2-like. Gene Ontology annotation, cellular component: plasma membrane. Lineage: Eukaryota; Metazoa; Chordata; Mammalia; Rodentia; Caviidae. The transcript has a single exon. The record is from RefSeq and is a predicted model, not a curated record. Gene Ontology annotation, biological process: G protein-coupled receptor signaling pathway. The coding region runs from base 72 to 1031 and encodes 319 amino acids. Gene Ontology annotation, molecular function: olfactory receptor activity; G protein-coupled receptor activity.